Messenger RNA from Gigantopelta aegis, 8004 nucleotides. Its product is annotated as von Willebrand factor D and EGF domain-containing protein-like. Gene Ontology annotation, cellular component: extracellular region; cell surface. Gene Ontology annotation, biological process: anatomical structure development. The record is from RefSeq and is a predicted model, not a curated record. Gene Ontology annotation, molecular function: calcium ion binding; signaling receptor binding. NCBI's taxonomy places the organism in Eukaryota, Metazoa, Mollusca, Gastropoda, Neomphalida, Peltospiridae. The transcript is spliced from 35 exons. Bases 402 to 5849 code for a protein of 1815 amino acids.
AGUCGAUCUAGAAUUUCUCUAGCUGAUUAUCGUCUGCAAGAGGAUUUUACCUUCGGAUUAUAUGAAUCAAGAACCAUAACUGCGGUUAAUUUCUGUGAACUGUAUACAAGUCACUGUGUUUUAUGAAUACUACAGUAGGUUAGAAGUUGAAAUUCGUGUUGUACCAGUGGCUGGGUUACCGAGUGUGAUGUUUACUGUACUGUGAUAUUGUAGGUUUUUUUUAUGUAAUAUAAAAUACGGCAGUAACGUUGAAAAGGACUCGCUAUAAUUCUUAUUACAGUCUGGAAAGGUAUUAGUCACUGCAAUGAAAGAACGUUCGACAAAAGGCGCGUUCAACAGAUGACGGUGUUUGAAGAGAGAAAGUUUUCUGGAAAGUAGUAUUUGGGUUUUCAUUAAGUUGCAUGUUCUUGUCCGGCUGUACAAAAAUGAAUACAUGUGAAAUGUUGUUUUCGUUCGGAUUAUUGCUACUAUUGUAUGGAGUAACUAACGGCCAACAAGGUCCGUGCUACGAAGGCGAGUACGAGGUUUUGGACGACUAUAGACGCUACAAGUCCCACAUGUACCAGGAGGCGGGGCCAGACGAACCCCUGUGUGACGUACACAUGUCAGCUGGCUGGUACAGGUUCCUCAUCAAUGGGUCAGACGCUGUCAUGGCAACGGAAUGUGUCGGGACAUUUCACUGUGGAACCCAGGCUCCGGUGUGGCUGGAUAUUGGCGGGAAACUCCCAGCUCGAGGCAAACAGUCGUUUGGUCGCGCAUGCGCUUCGUGGACGAUUCCGGGACAGGAACGAGACUGCUGUUUUUACACGUUUGCCAUCCACGUGCACAACUGUGGGGACUUCUUCGUGUAUCGACUACAGUCACCCGGGGGCUGCAGCAUCGCCUACUGCACUGACUUUCCUGCCUCUGCCUGUAAUGAUGGACAGAACUUUAAUAAAACAGUGGGGAAGUGUGUAGACAAAAUUCCAAGCUGUGAUAUCGGCGAGGUUUAUAACGAAAAAUUAAAGAAAUGUAAAGUCCCUUUGCCGACGUGUAACGACGGGGAAGUGUUUGAUCCAGAAAAAGGAAAGUGUGUAGGUCCUGCUUUUCUGAUUGCCAGAUGUCCGGAUGGACAGACAUUUGACAAAAAUCUACAACAGUGUAUUGUUCCGGCUGAUUCCAUUGAAUUAAGAAAGCCAAAAGUGAAGGUGAAGAUUUCUAAAGACUUCGUCCACUUGGACUGCUCCACGGACUUACCUCUGACGUCACUUCCUGGCGUCAAUGUCCGGUUCCUCUGGUACAGAGACACACCGGAUGGACAGCAGCCGAUCAUGAGCAAGGAAGACAACUCUCCGAGCAAAGUUCUACAAGUGGGACUGGAUGUCUUUCCUGGGGAAACAGUUGUUUGUGCUGUAAGUAUAGGAAACACUUUCAGACGAGGAGACGUCGACCCAGAAGUUCAGAGUGACCCAUUUUUUCUAGGAAUUAAGGCAGACGACAGUAGUGUGUUUCUGAAGGAAGAUGGCAGUCUGGGGAAUAUCACCUUCUACUCGACUAUUCCCCCGGUUUGUGCUGUUGGGACGUACGCUGAGGACUGCAAGAUCGGAGUCUCGCUGCUCGUGUUUGGACAAGUUGGACUGGAAUUUCCUCGUGUGCGUCUAUCGACGUGCUACUUCGAGAUAUCUGACAGGGCGUGUCAAGACGACAUAUGCGGUAAACAGGUCAUUGAGGCACGCCUCCUGCCUAAUUUUGAGGACACGCCCCCUGGUCAGGGAGCAACUAUUGCGGCAGUGGUCAAUGAUUUCGGGCAGGGAGUUUGGAGACAGACCACAAUCAAUGUGGAUGUAAAACUGGAGGAUGUGUCUUAUGGAGAGUGCUACAUUUUUAAUGAUCCACACAUCAUAACAUUUGACUUUCAACAAUAUGAACUGUUCACUCUCGGAACAUUUGUGUUGUUUUCAAGUACCGCAAUGGAUUUUAAGAUUCAUGGUCGAAUAUGGAACUGUGCCGGACAGGGUGGAUUCUGUUUGUGCGGAGUUGCGAUUCAACACAUAGAAGAUCUCAUCACAAUUGAUAUGUGCAACGGAAAACUGCAGGGCGGGAAAGCGCACGUGUUUUUCCCCACGUAUUCAAUUAGCGAGGACAUAGCGCUAUUUUCAUCCAGAAACGACACAGUCUUUACACUGAUGUUAUCUAGCGGAUCUAGAGUCAGACUGAAUAUUGAAGACUGGGGUCUGUCGAUGGCUCUGUACGUGUCGGGGUCGGAGUACAACAAGACGCGCGGUUUGUGUGGAAUCUUCGACCACGAGCCGCGCAAUGACUACCAUGACAACGUCGGCAUCAAGGUCGCCGGAUCUGACGAGAACCAGGUUUUGAAGGAAUUUAUUGAAAUAUGGAGGCUUACUGCUGGCGAGAGCAUGUUUGAUGCGAUCCCUGAACCAGGAAACAUCCCGUUCGUGGCCGCGCCAUGCGACUGUUCUCCUAACAACCAGGGUAAAAUCUGCCCCACCUCAUCCACCUUCACAAACGUGGUUCCCUCCAUCCAGGAAUCAGAAGACCGGACCAGCCACUUCUUCGCUGCCCAGUUCCCAGACACUUUCGACGAGAGCCUGCUAUCGGGGGACGAAGCAGAAAUUCAUGAACCAACCUUUGCUCCAGAAGUGAAGUCCAAGCUCAUAAAGCUUCCAUCGUUGGCUCCUAAACGCAGACGAAGAAAGCGAGGACUUAGUGACUGGCCAGAUUCAGAAAUGUCUUUGGGAUUUGAGGGUGAUGAAGACCUUUCUUUACUUCCAUAUGUACGUAAGAGGAGACUUCCACCAAGUGAGACGAAAGAAGAAGAAUCCUUCAAGAUGUCUUUGAGAUUUGAUGUUGACGAUGAUCUGAUAUUUGAUGCAGACGACCACAUGCUUUCAUCUCUUCCACACGGACGCCGAAGACGCCGACGAAAACGACAAACUGCCGAGGGAGAGGACGCGUCCUCAAAGAUAUCGUUUGGCUUUGAGACGAGCGAGGAUCUUCCAGUCAUAUCAGACACGUACUACUUUGAGCCUGAUCACAUCAUCCUGGAGGAUCACCUCUCCCCCGAGUCCUUGCAGUGGCCGACGUAUUCUGGGCUCACGGAGGAAGAGGCUAGCAUCAUCUGCGCACAGACUCUGUUUGACAACCCGCUAGCUCAGGCAUGUGGGGAGUAUCUGGGAGAGAGUCUUCAGCUCGCGUACGACUACUGUCUGGCAGAUAUUAAGCUAAAAGACAACACGACUUGGGCUAUAUACAACCUUCACCUUCUGGAGAACAUCUGCGAGGCCACCAUCAUGAGGGAGUUGCACGCGUUUGUAUACCCUGGCAACGUCCUGCCCAAUUGGCCCACAGAGCUCAGUGAUGCCUACAUGUGUCCGGAUGGUUGUGUCUAUGGCAACUGUAGUAGCGGUGGCUGCAAGUGUCUUCGCGGUUUCACAGGACCGUCUUGUAAAGAAGUACUUCCGACUGAACCCCCAACUACAACACCGACUACAACGCCAACCACAACACCGACCACAACACCAACAACUACCACUACACCUACCACCACCACCACCACCACAACCACGACAACAACGAUCCCUACGACAACGGAAAUGCAACCAACGGAACCUACGUUUGAAAUCUGUGAUAUCAGAACUGCGGAUUGCUCGCUUGUUACGUUGGAGAUUCCACCGGCCGCUAAGAGAAUGCAGUGUAAAGUCACCCCAGUGCAGUUCAUAAAUGGAACCAUGACUCGUCUGCCGGGAUCCAUAGUAACAGGAAGCUCGACUGACAAACCGGAAACCAUCACUUGCCUCUUGCCAGACUUGGAUUCACUACGCCGCGUAUUUGCCUCAGCCAGCCUGAUUGAAAGCCUAGUUAUAGAGGCCGUUGAUCUGGAUGGUAGGACUCUAGCCACCAAGACUCUAACGUACCAAGACUCAGUCUGCCGAGACUGUGGUGAAGAUGGUCGAUUUGGAUGCACCAUUAAGAACAAUUCGUGUUUCAUCGACUUCAUCUGCUACUUGAAUCUGACAAAGAACCCAAACAACGAGUGUGAACAGUGUGUUCCUGGGGUCGACAGAACAUCGUGGUCGGAGAUUUCAGACAACACCCCUCCAUCACUUCCUCCCCCACCGAGGCCAGCUGUCAUAUUUGUUGGACAAGAAGUGAAUCUGCACUUCAAUGCAUUUGAUGCUGAAGGGUCAAAGGUCAAGUUUUCAACUAAUCGAGAGGACGCUACUAUCACAGAUGAUGGAGAUUUCUAUUGGAAGCACACGACCAAUCAGGUGAUACCUGGGACAAGCACAGAACAGUUUCAGAUCACAGCUGUGGACACAUGCAACGCUUCGACAACUGUGGCAUUAGAGGUAAUUAUUCUGACGUGUGAGUGCAAAUACGGAGGUAGCUGCGUAAACCACACGUUCUUGCUCAGUGGAGAGAUUGACUACUCGUGUGCCUGCAGUCCAGGGUUUACAGGAAAACGUUGCGAGUCUGACAUAGAUGAAUGUGCCUCCAGCCCAUGUAAUGGAGGAACGUGUCUUGACAAAGUUGCCGGCUUUAUUUGUCUUUGCAGCUACGGAUUUACAGGCUCGUACUGUGAGGUGAUUGAAGAUUUCUGCGCCACAGAUCCGUGCUAUCCCGGUGUGCACUGCGAAUCCAUUCCCAGUUCCUUUAAAUGUGGACCGUGUCCCAGUGGAAUGGAGGGUAAUGGAUCUUAUUGUCAAGAAAUUGACUCGUGUGCGUCCAGCCCGUGUUUCCCUGGAACUUCGUGUUCAGAUAUGAGAGCUCCACGUUCGGGAUUCUCUUGUGGUCUCUGUCCACCAUUCUUCAGAGGUGACGGAAUCACCUGCGGAAGAACAGAGCUGUCAGCCUGUGACAAGGCUGUGUGUUCCUCAGUUGCUGCCUGCUCCGAGUCCGAACUCUUCCCUGGCUUCAGGUGUGGUCCGUGCCCUGCUGGUUAUGAUGGAAACGGGACAGUCUGUAUACCUAUAUGUGAUCCACGUUGUCAGCGCCGACAAGUGUGCACGGCUCCCAACCGAUGCGAGUGUCCGGCCGGCUACACGGGAAACAAGUGUCAUCUACCUAUAUGUUUCCCUAUGUGUCGGAAUGGUGGUCUCUGCUAUCUACCAAACCAGUGUCGCUGUUUCCGAGGCUACUCCGGAGAAUUCUGUGAACACAGUAUCUGUACACCAAAGUGUCGUAAUGGUGGACACUGUUUUGCCAGAAAUCGAUGCAGAUGUCGUUAUGGGUUCACUGGACCCAGAUGUGAAUUACAAGCUUGUCGGCAUGCAUGUCAAAACAACGGCGUAUGCAUCGGUCCUGACAAAUGCCGCUGUCGUAGAGGGUGGGAGGGUAAAUACUGCGAAAUCCCCUCCUGUUACCCUCCCUGUUUCAACGGUGGAACGUGCAUCAGGCCCGAGGAAUGUGUGUGUCCUGUCGGCUACAUGGGCAGAUACUGCCAAACAGCUCUGUGCAACCCUCCCUGUGAGCAUGGUGGGAAAUGUAAACGAUUCAACACGUGCAAGUGUCGUAGUGGCUACACUGGAAGUCGGUGUGAGAGGGUGACGUGUCAGCCGCGCUGUUUGAACGGAGCUCGCUGUGUGGCACCCAACCAGUGUUCCUGUCCGUCGGGCUGGUCCGGAACAAGAUGUGAUAUACCUGUGUGCACAAAUUCAUGCAAACAUGGAGGGAUAUGUUUCAAACCCGACAGGUGUGUUUGUAGGCGUGGUUUUACUGGAGCAAGCUGUCAAAAACGGUUAAGACAGCGCAGACGACAGGAACGCAGACGUAACAGAAAACGUCAUCGAUCUCGAAAACAGAACAGAAAGCGAUACUGGAAAAUAUACAUGGGUUUAAAUCAACCUUGAGUUGACUGGGCAUCUUUCACGUGUCUUACUGGACGUUACGGCUGCUGAGAUGGACUUACGGUGCUGUGGUAACAUUGGUUGGGACUUAUUAACCAUAUGUGCUGUGGUUGUGUUGAAGAUGACGUCACCGCAUUAACCUGGCCAUAUUGAAUGUUGCCGAGUGUCACCGCCCAUGUUGAAUGUGAUUCAGCAUCACUAGCCAUGUUGAAUGUGACUCAGCAUCACUAGCCAUGUUCAAUGUGACUCAGUGUUAUCGGCUAAUAUUACAUGCGACUCAUGUGUUACUUGUUAUGUUGAAUGUGACUCAGCAUAUAUGCAGCCAUGUUAACAUGUUGAAUAUGACUUAGUAUUACUGGUUAAUUAUAAUAUUACAUGCGACUCUAAUGUCAUUUGUUAAGUUGAAUGUGACACAGCAUAUCUGCAGCCAUGCUGACAUUUUGAAUUUAUCUGAGAGUUACUAGCUAAUAUUACAUCCGACUCGAAAUAUUACCGGUUAUGUUACUAUACCAUGCAUGUAUCUAUUUAUUACUGUUCAUAUCCUGUUUCUUGGUAUCCCAGCCUAUGUUAAAUUUAACUCAAUAUUACUGUCCCUGUUGAAUGUGACUCAUUGUCACCGACCUUGUUGAUGACGACUCACUGUCACUGCAGGCCCGUACGCAGAAAUUUAUAUGGGGGGUGGGUGCGUAAUCGACGGCCCAAAGGGCCGGCGUUGCUUGGGGGGUCCGGGGGCAUGUCCCCCGAAUAUUUUUUUAAUCUAGAAUGCAGGAGAAGCAUUUUCUUGCAUUCUGAGAAGUAAAUUUGUCACAUCGUCGGACUAUUUUAAUUUUUUUUACACAUCCACGGAUGGACCUCACAGACUAUAGGGGGUGCGUACGCACCCCUCCCUGCUUACGGGUCUGCACUGACUAUGUUGAAUGUGAUUCAGUAUCACUGGCUAGCCAAGUUUGAUUCAGUUCAGUGCCACUGUAUGAAGCACAACUGAAAUUACUGCCUAACCAUAUUACAAUGAAUGUGGCUGCAUGUACCACCAGCUAUGUUGAAUACGACUCAGUGAUACUUGUCACAUUGAAUAUGCUUUCAGUAUUACUAGGCAUAAUUGUUAAAUGUGUCUUAGUAUCAUUCACCUUUUUUAACAUCACUUGGUUUUGAUGGCCGCAUUGGAUAUAAUUUAUAACUAGCUUUGUUAAACGUAACAGAAUUGCAUACAAUGUUGAAUGUGACAUGGUAAUGCUGUCCACGUUGAUUAUGACGCAGUAUUGCUAGUCUUGUCAAAUACGACUUGUAACACUCACCAUGCUGAAUGUGACAUGGUGAUAGUGGUCAUGUUGAAUAUGACACAGUAUUGCUAGUCUUGUUAAAUGUGACUUGUGUCACUGAUCAUGUUGAAUGUGACGCAUUGUUGAUUAUAACUUGGUAGCACUGCUCAUGCUGAAUAUGAUGUUGAACUUGACUCAAUGUUGAAUAUUACUCAAUAGCACUGUCCAUGCUGAAUAUGUUGAAAGCAACUCAAUGUUGAAUAUAACUUAGUAGCUCUGCCUAUGCUGAAUGUGAUGUUGAACGUGACUCAAUGUUGAAUAUAACUCAAUAGCACUGCCAAUGUUGAAUGUGACUGUGAUAAUUGUUAUUGCUAAAAACUGCCUUAAUGGACAAUGUUUUAUAUGUGGACUGAAUUCAGGUUGAAUGUAAUUCAGCAAUGAUGUUGUUAUUGCUUGCCUUAUAGAUAGAAAUAUACUUAACAAAAUUAAUUAAAAGCUAGUAAGUAUUUUCUGCAUGUUUCUUCAGUUGUGGUAAAAAAAAAAAAAAGUUUGGUUUGGGUUUUACCAAGCACACAUAUUAAAGCUUCCACGAUUCAAUAACUGGUCAAAAUUUACUCAGACAAUAUUUAAAAGUCAUCUGUGAUCAAAAUUUGCUGGCAUAACAAAAGUAACAAUUAUAGCAAAAACUGUCCACAAGAUCUACUGUCCCAUAGUUAAUUUUGUUGAGUAUACUUGUAUGAUAUAUUAUACAGGAAACUGAUUUUAGAAGAUGUAAUUUUGUUGAAUUAGGAGAUAACCAUAUGGAGUUUUUAGAUUUGCGGGUGUUAUUGUCUAUUUGAUCCCGCAAAUGUCAUUUUUGACCGAAGGCGUUAGCCUGAGGUCAAAAAUGAAACAUUUGC